Messenger RNA from Fusarium verticillioides 7600, 1144 nucleotides. RefSeq lists its product as hypothetical. The record is from RefSeq and is a predicted model, not a curated record. The coding region runs from base 98 to 787 and encodes 229 amino acids. Gene Ontology annotation, molecular function: acyltransferase activity, transferring groups other than amino-acyl groups. Lineage: Eukaryota; Fungi; Ascomycota; Sordariomycetes; Hypocreales; Nectriaceae. The transcript has a single exon.
AACUAAUUUUGCUUUCUCAAGACCAGCUUAGCAUACUCAUUCCUUAGGACAAUUGAAUUGCACAAGCCCUUGUUUAACUCUACAAUUCAUCAAUCCCAUGUUCCAGAUUCGUGAUGCGGGGUCAGACCUGAGGGACGCCGAGUUCAUCACGGCAGCCUUCGACUCUACUUUGCCAUUCCUCAACGAGACUGGCAACACAGGCCAAUGGGGAACAGUUCCUUUCUCAGAGAGAGAUGGCUUCUUACAAGGCACCCGGAAAGAUAUCAAACAAUCAGAAAUCUUUCAACUCAGCGGCCAAGGCGAGCGGCGACGAAUCUUUAUCGCAGAAAUUGAGGAAACCCACUUUGGCGAUGAUGCCGUAGACCGUCACCGCCGGAAAGAUCAUGACACUGGUAGAACCUUCGUCUCAGUGGGCGCUGCGAUGAUUCUCGACGACGAAUUCGCCAGUCAUAUACGCUCUAUUGUUGUUUUGGAAUCUCUUAUAGCCGCUGCUGAGAAACAAGGUGUAUUUGUGUUUCUGGACUUCCUUAUCACAGAUCAUCGCCUACCAUCAGCCCAGCGUAAGGGAGCCGGGCUGGCAUUGCUAGAGCAUGUCAAGACCUACGCGUCUGAACACGGGAAACGAGCCAUUUUCCUCGAUUGCUGGACUGGAGGUACAGACAAACUGGUCAGGUACUACGAAAGCGCUGGCUUCAGUCCAGUACAAGACUUUGAACACAAUAAGAAGAACGGGGAUGUAUGGCCUGGCAGGCUAUUUCGACUGGAUUUAGCACCUGGACCACCUUAAUUAAAUGUGACUCAUGCUUUAAUAAAUGAGCAAUGACACAUUAUAUCAGGAAACUCUUUCUUAACCACAUUCGCGGUAAAGUUGCUCGUACAGAGCAGUAUUCUAUCAACCAAACUGGUAACAUCAUUUACACAGGAACAUGCUUCUCCAACCACUCCUUCAUCACCCCCGUAGCAGGGUACUCCCCAUCCCCGAGCCUCAACAACAUCUGAACAUGGCCCUCAAACCCCUCCCCCUCAAAAACCCUCACCUCCACACUCGUCCCCGCCGCCUUCAACGCCACAGCCAACUCUGUCGCCUGCCGAAUGCCCCCCUUCCUCUGAACAUGCAGCAGCAGAAACGCCCCCGCGUUCGGUG